Messenger RNA from Nothoprocta perdicaria, 584 nucleotides. RefSeq names its product trans-golgi network vesicle protein 23 homolog A (gene TVP23A). Gene Ontology annotation, biological process: protein secretion; vesicle-mediated transport. NCBI's taxonomy places the organism in Eukaryota, Metazoa, Chordata, Aves, Tinamiformes, Tinamidae. Bases 1 to 501 code for a protein of 166 amino acids. The transcript has 5 exons. The record is from RefSeq and is a predicted model, not a curated record. Gene Ontology annotation, cellular component: Golgi membrane.
AUGAACUUGGGGCAUCCCCUGGCCACCUUUUUCCACCUGUUCUUCCGAGUGAGCGCUAUCGUUACCUACCUGUUCUGUGACUGGCUCGGCAACAGCUUUGUUGCCUGUUUUGCCACUAUUCUCCUUCUUCUAUCCUUCGACUUUCAGUCGGUAAAGAAUGUGACAGGAAGGCUCUUGGUUGGUUUACAUUGGUGGAACCUGAUUGAUGAAGUUGGGAAAAGCCACUGGGUAUUUGAAGCAAAAAAGGGAGCUACAGUAGCUGCCUCAACUGAAGUUGAAGCUCGAAACUUUUGGCUUGGUCUCAUUAUAUGCCCAGUUAUUCGGACAGUGUUUUUCUUCAGCACCUUGUUUUCCUUGAAGCUGAAACGGCUGGCUCUCGUUAUAGCUGGAAUCUCCCUUCAAACUGCUAAUUUAUACGGGGACAUCCACUGUAAAUUAGAGGGACAAAAAACCAUCAGCAGAACAACUUCUUUGGUCGCAGCAGAUGGUUCCAAGUACUAACCUGGCUUGUCACAGCCCAUAAAAUACCAUAGUGCCCUGCUGUGCGCUGUUGGUUUUGAAUCUCUCCGGGUUCUAUUAGCUCU